GUGUGGGUGCAGGAGCCGGCGCUGCGGGUGCCCGAGGGUGACACCAUCUACGACUACGCCUGGUUCCCACUCAUGGACUCCAGGGAGCCCCAGACCUGCCUGGUGGCCUCCAGCAGCCGGGACAACCCCGUCCACCUCUGGGACGCCUUCGAUGGGACCCUGAGGGGCUCCUUCCGUGCCUACAACCACCUGGAGGAGCCGGUGGCCCCCCACUCCCUGACCUUCACCCCCGAUGGUUCCCGGCUCCUCGGGGGCUGCGACGGCUCCGUGCGGAUCUUCCCGACGGAGCGGCCGGGGCGGAGCCACCAGGAGCGGGCGCUGCGCCAGGGCGGUCAGGGCCAGCGCGGGCUGAUUGGCUGCCUGGCGGUGAGCCCCAGCCAACCGGUGUUCGCCUGCGGCUCCUAUGGGCGGAGCCUGGGGCUGUACGCGCUGGAAGGGGGCGGGGCCUUGGCGCUCUGGCCCCGCCUCCCCGCGGCCCCCACCCACCUGCGCUUCAGCCCUGACGGGACCCGGCUCUACGCGGGGGGGCGCAAGGACACCCACAUCCUGUGCUGGGACCUGCGGCUGCCGGAGCGCCCCCUGCUGGCCAUGGAGCGUCACGUGACCACCAACCAGCGAGUGACCUUUGACCUUGACCCGUCGGGCCGGUUCCUGGUGAGCGGUGACACCCGCGGCUUUGUCACCCUGUGGGACACUGAGGGGACCCCCCCGGACCCGGGGGACCCCCCACUGCUGGCCCCACUGCUGCGGUUCAGGGCCCUGCGGGACUGCAUCAACGGCACCAGUUUACACCCUGAGCUCCCGUUGUUGGCCACGGCCUCGGGGCAGCGGCUGUUCCCGGCGCCGUGGGGCAGUGACGAGGAGGAGGAGGAAGAGGAAGGGCCCCCCCCGGGGGGGGACAAUCGGCUCCAGCUCUGGUGGUGGGGGCAUGAACCCCCCGAGGACAACGGCUGGGGUAUGGCCAUGGACAGCGAGUGGCACCCAAUGGGGGACACCCAUUGUCACCCUAUGGGGGGCACCGACUGUGACGCCGAUUGUCACCCUAUUGAGGAUACCCAUUGUCACCCUAUGGGGAGCACCGACUGUGAUGCUGAUUAUCACCCUAUUGAGGAUACCCAUUGUCACCCUAUGGGGGGCACCGACUGUGACGCCGAUUGUCACCCUAUUGAGGAUACCCAUUGUCACCCUAUGGGGGGCACUGACUGUGACGCCAGUUGUCACCCUGUGGGUGAUUAUCACCCUAUGGGGGACAGCCAUUGUCACCCUAUUGAGGAUACCCAUUGUCACCCUAUGGGGGACACCCAUUGUCACCCCCUUGAGGACACCAGGACAGUGUCUGUUGACUGUCACCCCCCUGGGGACACCGACUGUGAUGCCAGCAUUGACCACCCCACAUCCACUGAGUGUGAGCCCCACGAGGGACACUGAGUGUCAGCCCUAUGGGGCACCGCUGGGUGACACUGUCACCUACAGCCCCACAGCGACACCCCCCCAGGGCUGUUGGGUUGUGCCUGGGGUAGGUUUGGGGGCUCUUUUCAGGGUGGUGUGGGUCCAGGUGAGUUUUGGGGUCUCACAUAUGGGUCUGAUGGAGGAUGUGGGGUGUU
Messenger RNA from Pezoporus occidentalis (night parrot), 1604 nucleotides. Its product is annotated as telomerase Cajal body protein 1-like. The transcript is spliced from 7 exons. NCBI's taxonomy places the organism in Eukaryota, Metazoa, Chordata, Aves, Psittaciformes, Psittacidae. Gene Ontology annotation, molecular function: protein binding; RNA binding. Gene Ontology annotation, biological process: Cajal body organization. The coding region runs from base 73 to 1428 and encodes 451 amino acids. Gene Ontology annotation, cellular component: Cajal body. The record is from RefSeq and is a predicted model, not a curated record.